This is a messenger RNA of Uranotaenia lowii, 2736 nucleotides long. Its product is annotated as cationic amino acid transporter 3-like. Gene Ontology annotation, biological process: transmembrane transport; amino acid transport. Lineage: Eukaryota; Metazoa; Arthropoda; Insecta; Diptera; Culicidae. The transcript has 4 exons. Gene Ontology annotation, molecular function: amino acid transmembrane transporter activity. The record is from RefSeq and is a predicted model, not a curated record. The coding region runs from base 317 to 2095 and encodes 592 amino acids. Gene Ontology annotation, cellular component: plasma membrane.
AUUUCAGUCGAAUUUUAUCCUCCCAUCGGAACGGUAACGAGCUCCACAAGACAAAAAAGGGAAACCAGCCAGAAAGCCAACUCGGGAACUAACUGUCAAGUCGUUAGGCGCGCGGGCUCGCUGACGUCGUGACGCGCUAGCGUUAUCUUGCGUUCCAGUUUUUUUUAGUGAGAAACGACUCGUCGCGGCGUGCCCACUAAAUCUUGUGCGUUCGGAUCGGAAACAGUGACAUCAGCAAUAGGAGAUCGUCCGGAAAGUCGACGGGAAGCUGCCGCCAGCAGAUCAGCAGUAGCAGCAUCAGCAUCAGAUCAGGGCGAUGACAAAAUUCUUCAAAGCGUUGUGCCGCAAAAAACCAAACGACGACGAUGGGAGCCAUUCGAAGUUGGCCCGAGUCCUAACCCUGCUUGAUCUGACCGGAUUAGGGGUUGGAAGUACCCUCGGUCUGGGAGCUUACGUACUGGCCGGAUCGGUUGCCUACGAAAAGGCUGGACCGGGUGUGGUAGUUUCGUUUGUGAUUGCUGCCGUUGCCGCGGCCAUUGCUGGACUGUGCUAUGCGGAGUUCGCCUCCCGGGUUCCGAAGGCAGGAUCGGCCUAUAUUUAUACUUAUAUCACGAUUGGGGAAUUUGCUGCUUUUACGAUCGGAUGGAAUCUGAUGCUGGAGUAUAUCAUAGGAACUGCCAGCGUUGCACGAGGACUGAGUGCCUACAUCGAUGCCCUCAUAGACAACAAAAUGGCGAAAACGCUCACGGGCAUCAUGGAAAUGCGUGUCAGUUUCCUGGCCAAGUAUCCGGACAUACUGUCGUUUCUGGUUGUCCUGACCAUAACGGCUUUGCUGGCCUACGGAGUGAAGGAAUCAACAACCCUGAAUAACAUUUUCACAGCCGUUAAUUUGAUGGUCAUCGCCGUGGUACUGAUUUCGGUUGGAACGGUAGCCGAUUCUGCCAACUGGAACAUCCGGCCAGAGGAUAUCCCACCGCAGGUGGAACGACCCGGUGCUGGAGGAUUUCUACCUUACGGGAUAGCUGGGGUGAUGGCCGGAGCAGCGAAAUGUUUCUACGGAUACGUAGGGUUCGAUUGUAUCGCAACAACUGGGGAGGAAGCGAAGAACCCUUCACGAAACAUCCCACUGUCAAUCAUCUUUUCUCUGGUGAUUAUUUUUCUGUCGUACUUUGGUGUUGCCAUGGUUUUAACGAUGGCACUGCCGUAUUACGAACAAAAUCCAGUUGCACCGUUCCCCCAUCUUUUCGACUAUCUCGGAUGGGCCGAAAUCAAGUGGAUCGUGUCGAUUGGUGCCAUUUUCUCGCUAUGCACUAAUUCUCUGGGGGCCAUGUUCCCGCUGCCUCGAGUGAUGUACGCCAUGUCAUCGGAUGGAUUGCUGUUUAAGAAACUCCGCAGCGUCAAUCCUCUCACCAAAACCCCACUACUAGCAACCAUCAUUUCCGGUCUGAUUUCCGGUGUAAUGUGCCUUUUAUUCGAGCUGCAUCAACUGAUCGAUAUGAUGUCGAUCGGGACCCUGCUGGCGUACACCAUUGUGGCCGUUAGUGUUCUAGUGUUGCGAUAUGAUGAGAAUACCAACUUUCGGACUGAAGUGCCCAUCCAGGAUAAAACACAACUGGUGAAGCAGUUGUUCAAUCUGAAUAUUGCCAAAAAGCCGAAUGCCGUGUCGUCGAAAAUUGUGAAGAUCAGCCUGUUUCUUUUUGCCAUUGCCGUUUGCGGUAUCAGCGGUGUGAUGGUUCACUGCCAGGAGCACCUGGAAGCCCAGAACCCCACCUACCUGACGGUGCUGAUAAUCCUAGCCAUGGCCAUUCUGAUCCUGUUCAUGGUAAUCUCCUGUCAACCGUGCGAACAAUCCAACAUCCGCUUCAAGGUUCCGAUGGUGCCGUUCAUCCCGAUGCUCAGCAUGCUCGUAAACAUCUAUCUGAUGUUCCAGCUGGAUCUGGAAACGUGGAUCGGUUUUUCGGUUUGGCUGCUGAUCGGAUUCAUCAUCUACUUCACCUAUGGUAUCCGGCAUUCGGCGCUUGGAUCCGCCGGACAAACGCUGUCCGAAAGCCAGCUCGAGAGUCCUUUCGCCCUGAUAGGAAUCGAGAAGGCGUAGUUCAGUUUGUUAGUUUUUUUUUGUUCUUAGGUGAUCUUGAUAAUAGCUAAGGUUCAUUCCGCGGGUUUAGAUGUGUAUAGCUAGUAAGGAAGUCGUUUUCAUCAAUGAAAAGUUGUGACAAUUUUGUUUUUCAGACGUGCGCGUACGCGCAAACUGUAUACAUAUAAGGCAUUUCCCCACUUGUCAGACGAACAGCUGAUUCCUCAUGUUUACAUUUUCUCGGCAUAUCGUGGUAGGGUAAACAUAACAACAACAUUACGUAUGUUCAAUGACCAGAUAGUAACGAUAUGAAAUUGGCAAUGCAAUUGUAGUGGUUUUGCAAGCGCACCUUGGUGAGGAGCAUAUAAAUUCUUUGUUUAAUGAUUUGUAAAUUCAUAACAAAUUGAGACAUGAAGGUUUUUUGAUGCUUUUAAUUAAAGAAGUUUUUAAAAGAAAGCAUUGAACAGUGCUUAUCAUCAAAGAUCAAAAUGGCGACCAGUUGGUGUUUACAUUUUUCAAAACAAAAACAAAAAGCUACCCUACCACAAUCUGUCUCAGGAAAUACUCUAUUACACAGUGUAUUUAUAAAUUGACGGUUCGAGCGCUAAAGCUUCAAUAAUAAUCGAGGGGAGGGAGUGGGGGACAAACAAUCCAUACCAAAG